UUCAAUUCGAUUGCGGAGCAUUCACGAACCUACUCAGGUUAUCGAUCAGGAUUGACAUGAGCAACACGAUAGAGGCCGUUCUGUUGGCUUCUGCUCUCAGGGCCUGCCUCCUGCUCAAGGAACUGCGUCUAACGAUUAAUCCAGCGAAGACGAACUGUUGCUCACUGCCAUAUGACCAAUUUAGGUUUUGGGAGAAGCAAAACUACUUCGACUGCCUGAGUUGGCACUUGGAGUACGCCAGCAUCGCCAACUACGGCGAGCACUGUGACGAAUUAGAUUUUGUUCAGUUUUUGGCUAGGGAAGCGCUAGUGCUGAAGAAAUUGGUGAUUUGGCGCAGCAGAAUUAAUGGUGAGAUUAAUGCUAGUGCGGGAGAAAUACGUUUCAUGGCGACUGCGUCCACCUUCACCAACGCAGCUUCCCCUUGGCUUGAUGUAGUCUGGAAUUAAUAGUGCGAUUUACGAUCUUCAAAUUUAUUUGAUUGUUUAAAUUUUUUAUAUUUUAAACUUCGUAUAUCGAAAGUACGGUAACAUUUUAUUUUGCUUAAUCUCUUGAUGUUUAGAAAAU
This is a messenger RNA of Zingiber officinale, 564 nucleotides long. RefSeq lists its product as uncharacterized. The coding region runs from base 57 to 446 and encodes 129 amino acids. The record is from RefSeq and is a predicted model, not a curated record. The transcript is spliced from 2 exons. NCBI's taxonomy places the organism in Eukaryota, Viridiplantae, Streptophyta, Magnoliopsida, Zingiberales, Zingiberaceae.